ACCUCUCCCCACUCUUCUCUUUACACACAACAACAACACAGCUUGUAUUUGCCACAGCCUCUCCCCACUCUCCCUGAUGGUACCUCCUUCUAGGAGAGAGACAGACAGGCAGGGCUGAGAUGAGAGAAAAGUGACUGGAGAAGUACUGAAACUCAGACUGGAGUGGAUACUCUGACACACUCACAUCAGGUUACAGUGGAGAACUCAGAACACCAGAAUUGUUAAAGGCAGUCACCUGCUUUACACCACAAGAACAGAGUCACAACGCCUGUAGGAGUUGGCAAGAGAGCAGAAACACUCAGACUGGCACUCAGACUACCAACAACCAGAUAAUGUGCCAACAAACAACGCUCACAGCUGAAGCUUGCAAAUGAUGGACAAACAAAACGGAAAUGGGCCCAAAGCCCCAGAGAACAGGGUGAAGGGGAAGCCUCCUCCGUACUCGGUGGAGACGCCCUAUGGCUUCCACCUGGACCUGGACUUCCUCAAGUACGUUGACGACAUCGAGAAGGGCCACACCAUAAAGAGGGUCCCCAUCCAGCGCCGGAGCAGGGGGCAGAGGCCCAGCACACUCCCCAGGCACCUCAACCUGUCUGGGCAUGGCUAUCGGCCUACCCCCUGGGGCUCCACUGGAGCUCUGGCCCCCAGGUCUCGCCUCGCCGACCCCCACCUGGGCUAUGGCUCCUGGGCUUAUGAUGGCAGGUCGUCAGCCUCCUCUGGAAGGUAUAAGUCUGUGGCUGAGAUGGAGGCCAGUAUCCGAGCCUUUGAUGAGCAGCCCUUGGGGGAGCACAUCAGGCCAAAUCUCCUGCGUGCCUCCAGCCUGCCUCUCACCGUCCUGCUGAGGAAAGGUUCCGAGUCAACUGAAGACCCGGCCAGUCUCCGAAGCUCCAGAGACCGUCUCGGAGGAAGGGACAUGUCCACGGAAGACAGCUUCUACUCCCCGGACUGCUCGUCUGACUUUUGGUCGAACCAGGACUUUUCUGGAACCCUCCACCGCCUCACCGAAGCCCUGGAGCGCGUGGGCGAGCUGGAGGAGGAGGUCCGGGUCAUCCCGGAGCUCAAGGCACAGAUCUGCAUCCUGCAGGAGGAGAGGGAGAGGUUCCGUCUUGGACUGAAUUCCCGACCAGGAUCCCAAACCUUGGUCAACGGGGCCAAAAAACCCUCUUAUGCGACCUCUGACCUCAAAAGACCCAGGAAAGAGAGUAAUCUCUUCACCCACAACGACGAUGUCACCGAUGACGACUCUAACCAGACACACGAAUGGAGGAUGAGCACAGACCUAGACGAGCUUCUUACGGUGACAUCCCUGCAAGCCAAAGUGGCCAUGCUGGAGCAGAGGCUUCAUGAGAGCAGCACGGACCUCCAGAACGCCACCUUGCUGCUGAGAGAACAGCAGGAGGAGGGCCAGAGGAAGGAAUUGAGGAUGAAGCAGCUCACCAGGAACACUGGGGGCUGGGUGAGAGCAGAGAGAGUCCAGGUGGACCAAUAUGACGAAGAGACCGAGAAUUCUUCUAGGUGGUCUUUAGCAGGUGCGCAUGGUGCGUCCAUUCGAGAAAAUUUGAAUGAAGGAGAAUCUUUGUCGACCAAUGCAGUGACCAUCGGAACAAAUAGACAAAUCUCUGGCACUCAGAUCGAGGGCCUUGGAGAUCAUCACAUUUGGGUUUCAGCUAGCUCUUCCACGAUGGAGGUCCAAGCUGGUCAACACAUUUCAGAAACGGUGGUCCAUCGCUUUGUAGGAGAACCAGGCCUGGCAGUAUCCAUGGAGCACAUGCCCCAGAAAGAAGCCUCCCCAGGUGGCAUGGAGCAACCUGUGGCGGCCCUCCACGUGAAGAGGAUCCAGGUUCUCCUGGAACAGCAGUGGGAGUGUCUGUGUGGGGGGACAGCAACAGAGGGGGGCAAGGCCCUGGAGCACCCAGACCCCAAGGUCAAUUCGCUACAGGAGGAGAUGAUGAGUCUGGUUCAUACUCUUUCCUCCUACUACAACCAUGGAUCCAGUGACGGAGAGGCUUCUCAAGGAGCCCCAAAAUCCAUCAUGAAGAGAAAUGGCAGUGGUCAGACGUCAAAGAACCUCCACUUUGCUGGUGUGAACAGCGGCUUUGAAACAACACCAAAUGAGGAUUUGGACAGUAAGAGCCAUGCGAAUGUGGACAUCUCCGACCUAGAGCAACAGCCAGAAGGACUUGGGGAGAUGGUAGAGAAACCUGCAGAACAUGGGGGUUCCAACCAUGGAGACCAGAAAGAGGGAGACCCAAGUCAAGAGACGAUGGAAGGAACCAAUCCAAUGGACCAGACUACUCAAGAUGUAAAACCAGACUCACAUACAGAUAGUGGUGAAAAUCUGAAAGCUGGAGAACCAGAAGAACAGGCCAAGACAGACACCAACAUAGAGGAACCUAUGGAGGAAGAACCAGACCCAAACACAGAUCCCAAACAUGAACUGCAAGACAGGGACACUGUAGAUGAAGAGUUCAUAGCAGCGUGUCAUUUCCUCAAAGAUCACAUGGACAACAUGGAUAACCCCAAUGAUGAAAUGAGGCGGGCUUUGGUGGUGCUGUUCCGAGAUUGGUUCCGGGUGGCGGCUGAGGAGGACUCCCUGGCCAAUACAGUGUUAGUGUACCUCAGAGAGGUGAGGAAGGCUACGCCCUCGCUCCUCCCCUUCCUGGUUAACAUGGCAGAUGACAACGGCAACACAGCACUCCACUACAGCGUGUCCCACGCCAACUACCCCAUCGUCAGCCUGCUACUGGACACAGGUGUGUGUGAGGUGGACCUCCAGAACAAGGCAGGAUACACAACGGUGAUGCUGGCCUCCCUAACGGCCCCGGAUGGCUCUGGGGACAUGGAGGUGGUCCGCAGGCUCAUGGAGCUGGGGGACGUCAACGCUCGAGCCAGCCAGGGGGGUCAGACAGCUCUGAUGCUAGCAGUGAGACAUGGCCGGGGCCUGAUGGCGCGGCUGCUGCUACGCUGCGGGGCCGACCCCAAUGUCCAGGACCGCCAGGGGGCCACGGCCCUCAUGUGUGCCUGCGAGAGGGGCCACACACACGUCGCCCGGCUUCUGCUGGAGAGGGCUGAGUGUGACACCAGCCUCACAGACCAGCGUGGUCGCACGGCCCUCUCCGUGGCCCAGAAGGGGUCCUACGGUGACAUCACAGCCCUCCUCCAGGCCCACCACACACACGCUGGGACAUCUCUCUGAGACCUUGACCCCCCUGUUCCCCUGGAUAGGUCAAAGACACAGACGCCACAGUGCAAGGAAUGUCCAAUUCCAAAUGGCAACUUAUUCCCUAAUGUAUAUAGUGCACUUUUGACUAUAACCUAGCUAGCUAAGUAUAUCUAAAAUCUGGUAGAAAUCUGUGUUGGUAGCCUACUGGCUGUCACUUGACUUCUCCGACACUCACCACUUGCUGAGCUCAGCUGGUCAUGUUAGCAUUUCUCACUGACUUCAAGUACUAGGCUCUGGUCAAAAGUUGUGCACUAUACAGUAAAACAUUUUAUAUUAAGACUUGUGUGCCAGUGGAAGUGUUACUAUGACAGACGUGCACGGCUCCAAUCUUGGAGGGCGAUAUUGUCUGCUGGUUUUUGUCCUUGCCUUUUAAAAUUGAUCCAAGUGCCUGAGCAAAUAGCAAAGUGGAGUUGUCAGCCGAUCAAUGACAUGAAUUGACCCAAUAAGUUCCACAAUGGGAGAUUUAAAAAAAACAGACAAACUGCGGCCCUGGAGGACUGGAGCCGUCUAUCCCAGGGUUAUUUUCGAAAAUGCAUUAUUACAGUAUAUGCUGGACAACCGAUGGGUUGAUUGCUCUGCUGGUACUGUAUACGAUUCAAUGCCGUUAUGCUAUCCCCUGUAUGGCAUUAGGGGAGUGACAAUGCCUUCACAUCUCUUCACAUGGCCUUUAUUGUGUGAUUGUAAGGUGGGACUUUUAUUUUAAUAUCUAUUAUUCUGACCUAGCCUUACACUAGCAACUGGGAAGAGAGCAAUUGUGUUAUCAGACUGAAAGAAAUAUCAAAGAAAUCGAAUCUAGUUGGUAUUCAGGUCUGCACCACUACCCUCUGGGCAUUUCAUUCAGCUAGAGAUAAUUAUUACAGUAAAUAUGCAGUACAUUUACAUUGACGCUUGUCUGGAUUGAACUAUUUCCCACUAUCAGCAAUAUGUUGCAUGCCAAUCUCUAUACUGUAUGAAGUAAAAUAUCAGUGCGCUAUACUGGUAAAGUUUGUUUCAUUAUUAUCACUAUCCAUUAUAGACAAACCAGACAGUGGAUAUCUCUACUCAUUUUUAUGCAUUACUCUUAAAGCUAAGCAAGAUUGCUGACAUGUGACAGUUUUAAUAAAACGUCUGGUGUUUGCCAA
This is a messenger RNA of Coregonus clupeaformis (lake whitefish), 4344 nucleotides long. Its product is annotated as KN motif and ankyrin repeat domain-containing protein 1. Bases 371 to 3196 code for a protein of 941 amino acids. Gene Ontology annotation, cellular component: cytoskeleton; cytoplasm. NCBI's taxonomy places the organism in Eukaryota, Metazoa, Chordata, Actinopteri, Salmoniformes, Salmonidae. Gene Ontology annotation, biological process: negative regulation of actin filament polymerization. The record is from RefSeq and is a predicted model, not a curated record. The transcript is spliced from 10 exons. Gene Ontology annotation, molecular function: protein binding.